Sinocyclocheilus anshuiensis is the source of this 1067-nucleotide messenger RNA. RefSeq names its product toll-like receptor 5. Gene Ontology annotation, molecular function: protein binding. NCBI's taxonomy places the organism in Eukaryota, Metazoa, Chordata, Actinopteri, Cypriniformes, Cyprinidae. The record is from RefSeq and is a predicted model, not a curated record. The annotation marks the transcript as partial. The transcript is spliced from 2 exons.
GUGUUUGCACCGUGCGAGCACUACUGCAACAACACUGAAGUGCUCUCAGAAUGGAAUAUAUAUUUAUACUGAUCCUUUUUGGAUUGUGCAUCAACACUGAAGUUGUGAAAAGCACCUCGGUGUGUUCAGUUAAUGACUAUGCUGCCUUCUGCAUAGAUAGAGGUCUUCAUCAUGUGCCAGAGGUGCCCACGCAUGUAAAUCAUAUGGAUCUGAGUUUAAACAGCAUUGCUGAACUCAACGAAACCUCCUUUUCUCGUCUUGAAGGUCUACAAGUCCUUAAAGUCGAGCAACAAACACCAGGACUUUUGAUCAGAAACAACACGUUUAGAAGACUCUCCAAUCUAAUAUUACUUAAACUUGACUACAACUUCUUCCUGCAAAUAGAGACAGAGGCUUUUAAUGGAUUAUCCAACCUUGAGAUUCUCACUCUCACUCAGUGCAGUUUAGAUGGUUCUGUUUUGUCUGGUGACGUCCUCAAACCUCUGGUGUCUCUACAGAUGCUUGUCUUACGCAAUAACAACAUUCACAGAAUCCAGCCGGCAUCAUUCUUUUUAAAUAUGAGGAGAUUCCAUGUGCUGGAUCUCUCUCACAACAAUGUGAAGAGCAUCUGUGAAGAAGACCUCCUCAGCUUUCAGGGUAAACAUUUCACACUUCUGCAACUGGCCUCCGUGACACUGCAAGACAUGAAUGAGUACUGGUUAGGAUGGGACAAGUGUGGAAACCCGUUUAAGAACAUGUCCGUAACUGUAUUGGACCUAUCUGGAAACGGCUUUAAAGUUCCCAUGGCAAAGCGUUUUUUUGAUGCAAUCACUGGUACAAAAAUCCUUGGUCUCAUUCUCAGUAACAGUUACAACAUGGGCAGUUCUUUUGGUCAUAACAAUUUCCCAGAUCCAGACAAAUUCACAUUCAAGGGUCUUGAAGCGAGUGGUGUUAAGACUUUCGAUCUGUCCAGUUCAAAUAUUUUUUCUCUGUCAUAUUCAGUAUUUAGUUAUUUGCCAGAUCUAGAACAAAUUACAAUGGCACAAAGUCAGAUCAACAAGAUUGAAAACAAUGCAUUUUUGGGUAUG